Cynoglossus semilaevis (tongue sole) is the source of this 2298-nucleotide messenger RNA. RefSeq names its product synovial sarcoma, X breakpoint 2 interacting protein a (gene ssx2ipa). The record is from RefSeq and is a predicted model, not a curated record. Gene Ontology annotation, biological process: intraciliary transport involved in cilium assembly. The transcript has 14 exons. The coding region runs from base 240 to 2033 and encodes 597 amino acids. Gene Ontology annotation, cellular component: ciliary basal body; centriolar satellite. NCBI's taxonomy places the organism in Eukaryota, Metazoa, Chordata, Actinopteri, Pleuronectiformes, Cynoglossidae.
GGGCUUGGUAGGGAGUGAGUGGCUAAUAGGACUUCUAAAGAAACCAGAAAACACCCACAGAUAAGCAGCAGCAGAAGCAGCGACAACCACAGAACCCUGUCGUCGGUUCUGCUACACCGUUGUCAGGCUAAACAGGGCUGUGUUCUGGUGUGGGCCUCUGAUCCACUGCCUAGCUGAUAAUACACCUCAUGGUUGAGAACUCGUGACCGUACAUCCUUCUGUCCACAUGUGUUGGUGAUAUGGGAGACCUGUGGACAAGUGUGGCAACAGAGAUGUCCAUGGCUAACUAUGAAAUCUCGAGCAUAUCACAUGUGACGAUGUCGCCUUUGAGACCAAACAACCUUGCCUCUCUGUAUUCUUCAGUGCCCCUGUCCAAAAACUCUUAUAGUGUUAUCAGUGCCUUCUGCACAGAGGAAAAUAUAUCUCAGUGCAUCAUAUACAUCAAUCAGGAGCUUGCGUCACUGGGUCUCUCUUCCAUUUGUAUUGAGGCCAGCUCACCAGGGGUACCUGUCCUGAAUGCAGUGCCAGCUUUGAAUGCCAUGUAUGAACUGCUGCAGAUUCACAGGAGGAAUAUGUCAUCAUUAGAGGAGCUGGAAAAGGACCAGCUAAAGAAGUCCAGCACCUUGGAGCAUAUUCAGAUGAACAAUUGCAGACUGAAGGAUCAGUUGGAACUGUCCAUUAGAGAGAAGUCUGGUCUCCAUGAGACGGAGAGGCAGCUCCAGCUCAAGAUCAAGACUCUGCAGAGCUGUUUGAAAACUGAAAAAGACGAGGUUCAGAAACUCCAAACUAUCAUCGCCAGCCGCGCUUCUCAGUACAACCAUGAUGCUAAGAGAAAAGAAAGAGAAGCUGCAAAGCUCAAGGAACGCCUUAGUCAGCUACUGGUGGAUAGAAAGGACAAGAAACUGGCUAUUGAUGUACUAAACUGCCUGGGACGGACAGAUGGAAAACGGGGUCACUGGAAGACUGCAAAAUCGACUGCAAGCCAUGAAAGUGAAAUGUACAAGUCCCUGCUCAGUGAUUAUGAGGCCAGUCAGAAAUCCCUGAUGCUAGAAAAUGCUGAGCUGAAGAAAGUGCUUCAGCAGAUGAAGAAGGAGAUGAUGCACAUCCUCAGUCCACGACAGGCCAGAGGAGCCAGUGCUGAUGACAGCCACGAGCAGGCUGAUUCAGAUGGGGAGGAGAAAACUGGAGACUCCAGCAGAGAAAUCUUGGACCUGUCUUGUGAGCAGGCCAAGGAGCAGCUCACUUACAGCAUUCGCCAGCAGUGGCGGAAACUCAGGAGCCAUAUGGAGAAGUUGAACACUCGAGCUUCCCAAGUCCAGAACCAAAUGGAGUCCAGUAGAGAAGUGAUACCGAGGGAGACCCAUGAGUCUGAGAUGGAGAGGAUGAAGUGUGAAGUCCAGCAGUGCAAAGAGUUCAUUCAUGCUCAACAGCAGCUCCUACAGCAACAGCUCAACACCUCUUUUGAUGACGAGACCGCGGCACUCCUGAAUGACUGCUACACACUGGAGGACAAGGAGCGCCUCAAAGAGGAGUGGAGGCUCUUUGAGGAACAGAAGAGAAACUUUGAGAGGGAGAGGAAGACCUUCACUGAAGCUGCUAUUCGCCUGGGACGAGAGAAAAAAGCCUUUGAGGAGGACCGAGCUGCUUGGCUCAAGAAUCAGUUUUUGAACAUGACUCCCUUUAUCGACCGACGCAGAUGUUCUUCGUCUGAUGGUCAAAGUGCCUUAUCAAUAAGAAGUGAGCCAGAACUGAGAAUGUCUUCCACAAAAGUUGAAAUGACAAAAUCAUCAACCUACGCUACAUUUUCCACUCCAAAAAAGACGCAGAGCAUUGCUAUGCCAACGACCACUGAUCUCUACCGGACACUCCGCCUGUUCCCAGAAAGCAGUUCCUCCAGAUACUCAAAUCGAGGACGCUGGCAAGAGUCCAGCACCAUUGAAGGCGAAGCCACAAGAUCGAAGUCAAGAGACAGAGUCGAGAGUGGAGACUUGAGUAUCUUCUCUCUUGGUGAAGAUGAGAACAACCUAACUUAAAGGACAAUCAGUGCCUUUUAUUUUACAAAAAAACACAUUGACAAUGAGCAUCUGAUUUGCAGCCUCAUCCUUCCAUUGAAUUGCUUUGGUUGUGAACGUGCACAAAUCACCAGUUCACCAGAGCAGAUCAGUGAGAACGCACUUUAAUUAAGCUGCCAUUGUUCAUUUUGUCAACAAACAAAUCAACACUGGAUUUGCAUUUGAAUGUUUUCUUGUUAGUGGUGGUGCCUACCAAGUACAGAUUUCAACAUGAAUGGUGUCUGUC